Molecule: messenger RNA, 1788 nt
Organism: Quercus robur (English oak)
Lineage: Eukaryota; Viridiplantae; Streptophyta; Magnoliopsida; Fagales; Fagaceae
Product: cytochrome P450 94B3-like
Exons: 1
Coding region: 104-1636 (510 amino acids)
Molecular function (GO): oxidoreductase activity, acting on paired donors, with incorporation or reduction of molecular oxygen; iron ion binding; heme binding
Source: RefSeq, a predicted model, not a curated record
GCUGAACCUAACUCACUCAAAGACUCACUUGCAACUUUGCAAGGUCCAAAAAGCAUAAAUAGGCUUCCCUUAUAGACCUCAUUGCAGUUAUUUCCAUGCUAAGAUGGGAGUCUUCAUGUCUCUUGCUACACUGAAGCCCCUAACGUUUAUGUUGUUUCCUAUUCUUCUCUAUUUAUUGUUUCACGUAAUUUUAUGUGAACUCCGGCGGGUUCGAAAGCUUUCCAGCCAUGGACCGCCAACCUACCCUGUCAUUGGAUGCUUGAUUUCCUUCUACAGGAAUCGUGUGCGUCUGUUGGAUUGGUAUACUGAGCUCCUCACGGAGUCAGCAACCAACACAAUCGUGGUGAACCGUUUUGGUGCACCACGGACCAUAGUCACCGCAAAUCCAGAAAACGUAGAGUACAUGCUCAAGACAAACUUUAACAACUUCCCCAAAGGCAAGCCCUUCACUGAAAUCCUUGGGGAUUUUCUUGGCUGUGGUAUAUUCAACGUAGAUGGAGAGCUUUGGCACACUCAGCGCAAGCUGGCCAGCCACGAGUUCCGCGCCAAGUCCCUCAGAGAAUUUCUGAUGAAUGCAUUGAAGGAAGAAGUGGAAAACCAAUUGUUUCCAGUACUAGAGUCACUGGCUACCUCCAAUGGAGUUGUUGACUUGCAGGAGUUGCUAAGACGACUUGCAUUCAAUAUGAUUUGUAAGGUCUCAUUGGGGAUUGAUCGGUGUAGCCUAGAUCCUUCGCAACCCAUUUCGCCACUUGCAAAAGCUUUUGACAUGGCAUCAGGGGUAUGUGCAAGGCGUGGAGCUGCACCUCUUUUCAUUGUUUGGAAGGCUAAAAGAUGGCUUGGAGUAGGAUCCGAACGGAAGCUAAAGGAUGCUGUUGAAAAAGUUCAUGCCUAUAUCACUGGUAUAAUUCACAAUAGGAAGAAGAAGAUUAAUCAAGGUGAGGUUUGCAGUGAAGAUCUCCUAUCUCGGUUAAUUUCAGCCGGUCAUGAAGAUGAGGUUAUAAGAGACAUGAUGAUAAGCUUCAUCAUGGCAGGGAGGGACACAACUUCGGCAGCAAUGACAUGGCUCUUUUGGUUGCUCUCUUCCCAUCCCAAUAUAGAGCAAGAGGUGGUUAAAGAGACAGAAUUUGUGGAAGGGGAAAUGUUGAAUUAUGAAUCACUAAGGGAAAUGAGAUUGUUGAAGGCUUGUCUUUGUGAGUCCAUGAGGCUCUACCCACCCGUGGCUUGGGACUCCAAGCAUGCUAUAGUCGAUGACUUGUUGCCGGAUGGCACUUUUGUGAGGGCAGGAGAUAGGUUGACUUACUUUCCUUACGGGAUGGGGAGAAUGGAAGCAUUGUGGGGGAAGGACCGGCUUGAGUUCAAACCGGAUCGAUGGUUUCUUGAACCGGACAAGGAGGGAGGAGCACUGAAGAAUGUGUGCCCCUACAAGUUUCCAAUCUUUCACGCCGGUCCAAGGGUGUGUCUCGGUAAGGAGAUGGCUUUCAUUCAAAUGAAGUAUGUUGUGGCUUCCAUUCUGAAGCGGUUCGAACUUAGACCAAUUGGUCCAGACCGGCCAGUUUUUGUACCACUCCUUACAGCUCACAUGGCUGGCGGGCUAAAGGUUUUAGUUCGCAAGAGAGGGGCUGAGGUAAAGUUAUAAAUUUCAGUAUAUUAUUCAUACCAAAAUAAAUAAGUAUAUUAGUCAAGGUCAAUGCUUCUGACGUACGAUCUGUUGGGCUGUAACAUGCCAAUGUCUUGGUUUUGUAAUAUAAACACAAGGGAGAUGAUUAUAUACAACAAAUUAUACAUUAA